Molecule: messenger RNA, 2709 nt
Organism: Cyphellophora attinorum
Lineage: Eukaryota; Fungi; Ascomycota; Eurotiomycetes; Chaetothyriales; Cyphellophoraceae
Exons: 2
Coding region: 1-2709 (902 amino acids)
Source: RefSeq, a predicted model, not a curated record
AUGGGCUUCUUCAAGUUGGAGAAGAUUGGCAAGAAGCAGGAACAUGGCACACCAGCAGAGACUGUCGGUCCUGUCGGCCCACAGCACAGCCAUACGACCUCAAUGGGCUCAGGAAUGUUCCCAUAUCCCAACGCUGGAGGUCUUGGAACCAACCCUUUCGGCUCAGCAGCAACCAGUAACAAUGGAUCAAGAUCAGUCUCACCGGACACUGCGAGAGAGCAGUGGAAGGAGAGGCAAUCAGCUAUCGGCCUCGUCAAGAACCAAGUCAUGAUCAAUUAUCUCUUCCAGCAACAGUCGAACAAUGGCUGGCGGUCAGAAAAGUGCGGAUCGCACGAGGGUGUCAUGCUCCGAGUGACCCGCGAGACCUACCUCAGUCACCCACCGGAGAUGAUCGAUACACCUCUUGCUGAUUCAUUACGAUCACUGAACGUGCAAUCCGCCAUGACCAUCUACUCUCCAGUCAUAAAGUCAUACCUCGACAACUUCCCCAACUCGACAGAACUACCACUUCUCAAUGGCCUCGCUGUCCAGAUCAGCAAGAACAUCGAAACCCUUGCCACUGCAAGAACACAUCAGUUCGCCGCCGUGGUCGCCUCAGAGUCAUUACUGAUCGUAUGGGACGAUGACGCCGUGAACAUGUUGUCACGAGCCAAGACAAUCGAAUGGGAGCUGAUGCAGCUGCUAUGGAACAGCAAUCCCUUCGAGGAGGCUAAGCGUGGCUCGCGCUUCAACUCCAAAAUUGACCUCGCCCUCAACGAGAAGGAAGUCGGCAGCGACGAUUCUGAGAUUGACGUCGAGAACGAAGGCAUCAAACCUCGCCCCACUAUCUUCAUCAACACAGUGCUUGUCUCCAUCUCACUAGCAUGUAUUAUCGCUACUCUUGGUCUCGGUCUCCGCCAACUCGUAAUCGAGCUUCUGAUUGACAGCGGUGCCGCCACACAGCAAGGUUCGCCCUACAUUCGAUUCGCCUUCCUUGCCCUCACACCCGUCUGGAUGUUCUUCGGCAUGUUCUUCUUCAACGUGCUUGUCACCAACAUCGCCGAGAUCAUCGGUCCCAUCGCACAGAUGAACAUCAACAGCAAGCACUACUCCGCGAAGACCGUCCCUCGACUCACUCGCAAUCUGCCUCACGUUACUAUUCAAUGCCCUGUGUACAAGGAGUCACUGGAGGAAGUCAUUCAGCCCACUAUCGUCUCGAUCAAGAAAGCCAUCUCCACAUACGAACUCCAGGGUGGCAGUGCCAACAUCUUCGUCAACGACGACGGUCUCCAGCUCAUUUCCGACGAAGAACGCGAGCAACGCAUCGGCUUCUACGCAGACAACAACAUCGGCUGGGUUGCACGCCCAGGACAUGGCGUAAACGGCUUCUUCCGCAAGGGUAAAUUCAAGAAAGCCUCCAACAUGAACUUCGCCAUGGACAUCUCCUGCAAGCUCGAAGACAAGCUCCUGGAACUCGAGCGUGGCGAUCACUGGACCUCAACUGACGAAGCCGAGGCCACGGCUUGGGCUCUUGACGAAGUUGUCAAAGAAGGCGGCGAAAUCGCCUGGGCUGACGGCAACGUCCGCAUUGGAGACUACAUCCUCAUCAUCGACUCCGAUACCCGGGUCCCUGUCGACUGCCUGCUCGACGCCGUCAGUGAGCUCGAGAUCUCCCCCGAAGUCGCCAUUCUGCAAUUCAGCUCCGGCGUCAUGAACGUCACCACUUCCUACUUCGAAAAGGGCAUCACCUUCUUCACCAACCUCGUCUACUCCGCCAUCCGCUACGGUGUCUCUAACGGCGACGUCGCCCCCUUCGUCGGCCACAACGCCAUCCUCCGCUGGUCCGCCCUGCAAGACGUCGCCGAGAUCGAGGACGGCCACAUCAAAUUCUGGUCCGAGUCCCACGUGUCUGAAGACUUCGACAUGGCCCUCCGCCUCCAGAUCAAAGGCUACAUCACCCGCCUAGCAGCCUGGGCCAACGACGGCUUCCAAGAAGGUGUCUCCCUCACCGUCUACGACGAGCUCGCCCGCUGGCAAAAGUACGCCUACGGCUGCAACGAACUCAUGUUCCACCCCAUCCGAUUCUGGUUUGUCCGCGGACCCUUCACUCCCCUCUUCCGCCGCUUCCUGGGCUCCAACAUGCCCGUAGCAUCCAAAGUGAACAUCAUCUCCUACAUCGGCACGUACUACGCCAUUGGCGCCGCCUGGAUCAUGACCGUGGUCAACUACAUCAUCAUCGGCUGGUACAAGGGGUAUAUCGACAAGUACUACGUUAACUCGUGGAACAUCUGGAUCACGCUGGUCAUUGUAUUCAAUGGUCUCGGUAAUGUUGCGCUCGCUGUGCUUCGCUAUCGCAAUGGGGAGAAGGCGUUCAUGAGUGCGUUGAUCGAGAACUUCAAAUGGCUGUUCCUGCUGUUCAUCUUCUUGGGAGGUAUCUCUAUCCACGUUUCCGAGGCGCUGCUUGCUCAUAUGUUCGAGAUCAACAUGACAUGGGGCGCCACCGCCAAAACGCUCGAAUUCACAAACUUCUUCAUCGAAGUACCCCGGACCCUGAAGAACUUCUGGUUCAGCUUCACCUUCUGCAUCGUCUGCACCGCGGGCAUGGUCAUCCUGGGUGCGACGGAUCUGGUGCCGCACUCGUGGGAUAUCAAGCAAUUGGAGGCGGUGAUUCCGAUGGCGAGUCUGAUCAUCAGCCAUUUCUUGCUGCCGUUGGCGCUGAAUCCGGGUUGA